This is a messenger RNA of Meleagris gallopavo (turkey), 6806 nucleotides long. The record is from RefSeq and is a predicted model, not a curated record. NCBI's taxonomy places the organism in Eukaryota, Metazoa, Chordata, Aves, Galliformes, Phasianidae.
UUGCGACACUGCUGUGGUACUGAAGGAACACCAUAUUUUCCAGCAAAAGCACAGUGAUAGCAGUGAAUAGAAUAUUUUACUACAUCCUUUCGCAACAGCACUGCAUGCAGUAUGAUGUCCUCAAGCUGCAAUUGAGUAUAGCAACAAAUAGAAUACCAUGCUGCAUGUAAUGACAUGAUCUUGACUUUGGUUCCUAUUUUCUUAGCCUUCUUUUAUCCUUUAUGAAAACAAGGCAAAGUGUAACUGUUAGAAAAUAGUUUUAUUAUUGAUGGGCAAUGUGAAUUUUUUCAGUGAUGCUGGGAGGAGGCUCUUUGAUAGUUCUAUUUGAAAAAAAGAAAGCUUUGAUACAUACUCUGUGUACUGUCAUCUGUUUCAUCUGGUUGGAAUAUUCUGAUAAUGAGUGGAUAGAUGGUAGUGAAAAUAUUUCCCUGCCAAAAACAGACAAAAAGAACCUGCAUACUUCUGAAUGUACCUGCGUUUCUAGGAGUUUUAAUCCUUGCUGUAUAGUACAUUGUAAAUAUAUCAAAACUUUGUACAAGUAGCCAGAAUAUAAGUACAUCAGCAGUUACUAAUAUGUGUGUUUUUUGAGUGUAUGGCUCUGCUUUGAUCUGCUAAUUCUCCAACAUGUUUCUUUUGGUCGUCUUUGUCUUCCCACGUUUGUAUCCCAAGGGCUGGAGUUGAAAGUUAAUAGUUUGGAUUUUGGUAAAAUAGGAGUUGUAGCUCUGAAUUCUUCAUCAUUCUGAAGAGAAAAUUAUCUGGUUAAACACAGUUGCUGUAUGAGAUUAUUUUCUAAGCCAGUCUGUGAAUUAAUAUUUGCAUAUGCCCUUAUAGAAAAAUAAUUUUUGUUUAAAUACUUAUCAUAUGCACUCUGUUGUAAGUCUUGGAAUUGCAGACGCUUGAGCACCUGAGGAUCUUCACAUUGUUACCUAAGCAUUUCUAGGGGCACAAAUACAGAUUAUUUUAACUAUUUUUUUUUCCCUAAUAGUUUACAUUGUUUUAAUUUAUUUCACUUCCUUUUUGCAGGCAUCCUGAUCUUGAUACAACUCCUCAUCUAAGGCAAGCAGGUAAGCCUCCAGAUCCAGGACCAGGUUUAAGUAAAAGCAGAACAGUAGAUGUGCUGAAGACAGAACAACGAGCACCUGGACGGAGUCCCUCUUCUAUAAGUCUAAGGGAAUCAAAGUCCAGGACUGAUUUUAAAGAAGAGCAGAAGCCAAGUAUGAUGCCCAGUUUUCUUUCAGAAGCCAAUCCAUUGAGCGCAGUCACUUCAGUUGUGAAUAAAUUCAAUCCUUUUGAUUUGAUAUCAGAUUCAGAUGCAGCCCAUGAGGAAGUUGGUAGGAAACAAAAGGUUACCCAGAAAGAGCAGGGGAAACCUGAUGAGCAGAGGGGUCUUGCAAAACAUCCAUCUCAGCAACAGUCUCCGAAGCUAGUUCAACAACAAGGACCUGUCAAACCUACCCCUCAGCAAACUGAGUCUUCCAAACCAGUGCCUCAGCAGCAGCAAUCUGGGGAACCAAAGCAAGUUCAGAAAUCAGGCCCUGGUCACCCAGGAGACUCUAAGGUUGAACAAGCGAAACAACCACCCCAGCCACGUGGACCACAAAAAUCUCAACUCCAACAAUCAGAACCAACAAAGCCUAGUCAGCCUGCAAAAACUUCAGCAGGCCCCACAAAGCCAUUGCCGCAGCAACCAGAUAGUGCUAAAACAUCAUCCCAGGCACCACCUCCCACAAAACCAUCAUCACAACAGUCAGGACCUGUAAAACAACCAUCUCAACAGCCGGCAAGGCAAGGAGGUCCUGUAAAGCCAUCUGCCCAGCAAGCAGGGCCUCCUAAACAGCAACCUGGAUCUGAGAAGCCAACUGCUCAGCAGACAGGACCUGCAAAACAACCACUGCAGCCUGUACCUGGGAAGCCACCUCUGCAGCAAACAGGGCCUGUAAAACAAGUACCACCACAGGCAGGGCCUACAAAACCAUCUUCUCAGACUGCAGGUGCCACAAAGUCCUUAGCACAACAACCAGGACUUACAAAGCCACCAGGCCAGCAACCAGGGUCUGAAAAGCCCUUGCAGCAAAAACAAGCCAGCACUGCCCAGCCUGUGGAAUCCACCCCAAAGAAAACCUUCUGUCCUCUUUGCACUACCACUGAGCUGCUGCUGCACACGCCAGAGAAGGCCAAUUACAACACAUGCACACAGUGUCAUACUGUAGUCUGCAGUCUGUGCGGAUUUAAUCCUAACCCUCAUAUUACAGAGAUUAAAGAAUGGCUCUGUUUAAAUUGCCAGAUGCAAAGAGCGUUAGGUGGGGACCUAGCAUCAGGUCACGGUUCUGGGCCACAGCUGCCUCCACCCAAACAGAAGACAUCAGUUCCACCUUCAACAGCUAAACCUUCCCCUCAGUCACAGCCAGGUCAAAAGAAGGAUGGUUCCCCGAAACCUGAUCCUUCGCAGCAAGCAGAUUCUAAAAAGCCUGUACCACAGAAAAAGCAACCAUCCAUGCCUGAGUCUCCUCCUGUAAAAUCAAAGCAAGCCCACGCUGAGCCUUCUGACACUGGCCAGCAAAUAGAUUCUACUCCAAAGUCUGAUCAGGCCAAACCAAUGCAGGCUGAAGAGAAGCAAAACCAACCCAGCAUACAGAAGCCUACAAUGGAUACUGUGCCUACCUCUGCAGCACCAGGGGUGAAACAGGAUCUGGCAGAUCCCCGGCUUCCAUCAACUCAACAGAAAGUGACAGAUUCUCCAAAGCCAGAGACUACCAAGCCACCAGCAGACACGCAUCCAGCUGGGGACAAACCAGAUUCCAAACCAAUUCCACAAGUGUCUCGGCAGAAAUCAGAUCCCAAGCUUGCAUCUCAGUCUGGGGCUAAAUCAGAUGCUAAAGCUCAGAAGCCUGUUGAGCCAGCACAGGUGAAAGAUGAUCCUAAGAAGGUACAAACAAAACCAGCCCCAAAACCUGACACCAAACCAACUCCCAAAGGCCCUCAGGCAGGUACAGGUCCCAGACCUAUGUCAGCACAGACAGCAGCUCAACCCCAGCAGCCUCAGAAAACUCCUGAGCAAUCCAGGCGUUUCAGCCUUAAUCUUGGAGGCAUCACUGAUGCUCCUAAGCCUCAGCCUACAACACCACAGGAAACAGUUACUGGGAAACUUUUUGGUUUUGGAGCUUCAAUCUUCAGCCAGGCCUCAAGUUUAAUUUCCACAGCUGGUCAACCAGGCUCACAGACAUCAGGCCCCACUCCACCUGCUGCAAAGCAGCCCCAGCCUCCUUCACAGCCUCCAGCCCCUCAGGCACUUCCCAAAGAGGUGACUCAGGCUCAGCCCCUUCCAAAAGCUGCUCCCACGAAGAAAGAAACCAAGCCUCUGGCGAGUGAAAAAUUGGAACCGAUGACUGUGGAUAGCACUUUAACGACUAAGGGAUCUGAUUUAGAAAAGAAAACUAGUUUGGCUAAAGAUAGCAAGCCUCAGGCUGCUGAAGCUAAGAAACCUGCUGAGCUGUCAGAACAGGAAAAAGCCAGCCAGCCUAAGGUGUCCUGUCCCCUUUGUAAAACUGGACUAAAUAUUGGUUCUAAGGAUCCUCCCAACUUUAAUACGUGUACGGAGUGCAAGAAAGUUGUGUGUAACCUCUGUGGAUUUAACCCAAUGCCACACAUAGCUGAGGUAAGGCGAUAGUCUGUAUUUACUGUGUUUCUACCAGCAGGCUCCCUGUGCUGGGGUGUCGAUUCUUUAGCUGUUGAUUUGUUAAGAAAAAUUUAAAUGUUUACUCUGUGACCUUUUAAAAUUAAAUAUCUGCUUUGUAUGAAACUUGGUCCGCAGUCAGAAAGUACUUCCAGUGAGUUUUUUGCAUAUUAAUAGUGUGGUGUGGCUAGUUGAUAGUUUUUUGGGGCAUGAGCAGAUAGUCUAUUAUUAAAUCUUCUAAAAUUGGUGCUACUAUUGUACAGCAAGCUUCUGUACUUUCUAGUCCAUCAUGUGAUAAAGUUUCUUCAUAUGCUUCAGUAUUUUAUGUUAACAUAUAUCCUUCCUCAUUUAAUCCAUGUUCCUGAUUCAGGCAAUUGCAGAAUGAAGGAAUAUAUUAGUGCUUAGUUAUUUCCCUUCUUCCCCAGUUUGAUAGGCUUGCUCAGUUAACCUCAUUCUGUCUCUGGGGACUUUGUAUAUGCUGUUGUGCUCAUUAGCAAGUUUACCUGUGUGGUAAUACGUGUAAGGUUCUGAAUCCACUUCAUUCACUGAGGGCUGAGAAUUUGAAGAUGGCUUUUUUGUGGUUGCUCAAGAGAGAUCCAGCAGGGCCAACUUCUGUUUACAAGAAUUAAGCUUAUUUUCAACAGAUUACUCAGAUUCUAUGUUUUUACCCUGCUUAAUUUAUUUCUUAUAAUUGUUUUUAUAAAUGUUGAGGAGAUUGGAAAAUUUAUACUAGCUUAAUGGAAAGAUGGAAGCUUUCUAUAUCAUGUUGGUGACUUGACAAUUGUAAAAAUAUUUGUAAUUUAAAUUUGUAAGUUGGUCUGUGUGGUUCGUGGGAAAAGUAGCUGCUGGUGUUGUUUUUGAAAUCUGAAUGAAUGAAUUAAAAAUGGGCAAAAUCCCUGGGCUAAGGGUUAUAAAAUCUCUGCCCUAAGGUGAGAGCAAAUGCUGGGGAGAAAUUAGCAGUAUUUUCCCUGCUACUUCUUUUGUUGUACAUUUCCUUUUUUGUUGGAUUAAUUUCUUGAAUGUGCUAUCAGUGGAAGGAUGUUUUUCCUACCAUAGUAAGAACAUUUUAUCUACCUCAAAAAUAUGUUGAUUACUGUCCAAAGUAGUCAUUUAGGUCAAAACAAAGGUCUGAAAAUGCAAAAAGAUACAGUGAUUGAAAGACAGGAUUCCAUUAAAUUGUUGCUUCUGCCAUGAAAACCAUCAAAUGCACACAAAUUCUUACAUCACUGUCCAGCCUUUUGCUCCCACACACGCUUUAUCUUAGGUUUUAAAUACAAAAAAUGCGUGCAUGCACAGAAUACCACAGAAACAAGAUGUGUAUGUUCUGGUGAAAUGUACUGAAAUGACAACUGUGCAAGUCCUCGUACAUGAGUUGACUUCCUCAGCAUUGAUUUAGGCUAGAUGGUGUUGGGACUGCAUUGUGGUUUGCAGAUUUCUCUUCUGUGUAUUUCUGCUAGAGAUGAGAAAGGUGGUAUUCUGUUUCUUUUCUCCAAUCUCAGUUACUACUAUGGGAUUCUUCUCAUUUCAAUUUUUUGGAAUAAUAAUGAUUUUCUGUAGUCUGACUUCCUUAGGCCUUUCUUUGCCUUAUUUUUUUUUCCUUGUUGCAUUUUCUUCUUUCUUAUACUACAGAUUUCCACCUCUGUCCACAAUUUUCAAUCUUCUUUUCUCUAAUGAUUUUCACUAAAAAUUGGCAACCCUCUCUUCUUUGAGAGCAGCUUGCUUGGUUGAGGACAGCUUGCCUUUCAUUUCAUGAAGAUGGGAGACAGAAGAGGGAGCUCAUCCUUUCCUCUCCCACAUGAUCUGUGCAAAUAAUGUAUUUUAUGUCAGAGAGCAACUCUGUCCAUACAUGCAUUGCAUAUGGUAUAUGUCUGUUGUAUAUCAUAAUGAUGACCAAAUACUUUAUGCUCACUAGCAUACUCUUAUCCUUCAGAAAACUAUUUUCUUAUGUGUGGAAUACAGUCUUGGAGGCUUAAUUUACUUGUUAUUUUUACAGACUUAGGAAGGAUAAAUAGAAAUGUUUUUUCUGAAUGGUCCGGUCUGGUUUUAUUCCUGUUUUCUGAAUUCAAAAAGAAAAAAUGUUAUAGGUUAUGUUCCUUCCUGACCCCAGAACGUGUUUUGGAUGUACAAAUGUAAUGGGUGCUUUACAGUCUUGUUGUAGAGUCACAGCUAAAUCACAGUGAUUGUAACAGCUGCUUGUAUAUUAUUUAUAUAUUGUUGCCUAAGUAACAGCUGAAAACAGGAUGAAUUUUAUUGAGUGUGUAUUGGUCCAAACCUUGUCACUAACAAAGCUUGUGUUGAGCUGUAUGGAAAGAAUCAGUCUGAUUCAGCAUGGAGACGUGUGUUUCAAGGGUGGAUGCAGAGGAGGAUCUAUACUCUGUGGUCACUUCUACCUGAGGAACUUCUGUCAAGAAAUGUCCUCUAGGCAGUGCAUGGCUGUGCUGCAGACAAGGCUGCAAGUACUUUAAAGCAGAGAAUGCACUUUGUUACAGUGAGUUACUAGCUCUUGCUUGCGUAUAACAGAUUUAACUUGUAAAAUUUCUUUAGUCCAUUGCAAACAGACUUUUGAUAGCCUCUCUUCUGCAGGAAAUAAGAGAACUAGACUUUUAUCUGAUCUAAGCAAUAUGCUAUUUACUUCACUGAAAUUGCAUUGGUUUGUGCGAGCUGAGAAUUAAGCUAGAAUACUUUUACCUAAAAGGAGCCGAUUGUUCCUUUUCCCUCUGAUUUGUUGCUCCAACAGUCAAACAGUUAUUUACUUAAAUGCAAUUUAUCCAUGAAGCAAACAGCUUCAGAUGAUUAAAUAAAUGACACUUGAUAGAUUUCAGACCCACAGGACCAUGUGCUCUAAUGCAUUAACAGACUCCUUAUUCUGCCAUUUGCUCAACAGGGAGGAGCACUGUUUACCAGCUCUGUAAUUAGCUUUCCAGCUCAGGUAGUUGGAAGCAGCCCUAUUUUUAGUAACAAAGCACAGGAUCACAACUGCAGAAGCUAGAAAUGAAUUGUGUGACAACGACCAUUUUGUGCAUUUAAAACUCAGUGAAGCUGUUUAGAAUACUGAACAGAAGUGAGAUGGUUGAUAAUUAAGUAUGUUGAGACAUCAGGAAUAUAGAACCUAUGAUGAGUUAAUGUAUAAUUA